UUGGUAGUAACAGGGUGUACAGAGCGUAGCAAAAACCAUUCACUCGCCCAGCUUGUAAUACAGACCGCGAAACAUAAUAGUUACACGAGAAACAUAUAUAUGUUUCUGUGUAUACUUCCUUAUAUUUCUAGCAUUUUAUUCUCGAUAUUACUCUUUUAUUCUGACUAGGAGUAUAAUUUGAACUUCAACUGACAGACGGUUGAUUUUGAUGCUUUGAUACGAUAUUUUGCUGAAAAGGAUAAAUAAGAACAGAUUUAUCGAAGCUUGUUCGUGGGACGUGUACUCGUGUUGACCCGGCCUUCAUCGCCAAGCCCCAGCCAGCGAACAUCUCAAAUACUACCACUCUGCAACGCGGCGUGGAGCGCAUUGCUGUCGGGACGUCCUACUAGUAUUACAAAUUACUAUGGCAACGACAUAGAACUUGGAGUCUUGACGAUUUAUAAGGGAAACGCUUUGUGACGUUGGAGUUAAAUAAUUCUUCGUUUUGUACUCAAAAUCUUGUGAAAACAGACAAUUUUAGCCAAGAUGCCUGCUUCGAGAAGUAUAGGAACUGCUGGCAGCAUCGACACGGAUAUUCUCAACAUCGAAUUUCCAAAGUUUACAUGUAUUUGUGAGAUAUGCGACUGUGGACGACACAAGCAUCACCAUAACUGCAAGAGGAAACGUCGACCAGCCGGUGCCGACCGCCCAUGUGACCUUAGCCACUAUCAACAGACCUUCACCGCUUAUCCCAAUGCUCAAAGGCAGCUGCCCCUCAUCCCUCCUGCAACGCCCCGGGACCCCAACCCACCAAGAAUGGUGUUCGACACCACACAGCGACACGACUUCAUACCGACAGGAGAGAUUACGAAGCCUCAGAAAGUAAAACCGGUUGAAAAUUACCAGCCGACCAAAGCGCCUCUUGACGGUGAAACGGUUUACAAGGUCACGUACCCCGGUCAUACACAGUUUCCUCAGAUCAGCCAGGCUCGACCACCGAGCCAUAAAGACUAUCGGGAAAGAUCGGCAAAGUUCGACCAACGAACAACGAACAAGGAAGAAUACCGAGCAUGGGUAGCAAAGCCUUCGGUGGCGUUCGGGGAACUCCCGUCAUUUGCAGGUUCCAUCUUGUAUCCGGGUGAUAAGCAAGAACUGCAGUCGAUGACGCAACAAGACUUCGUAGAGCGACCGAUUAAUAAAUCCGAAAUGAUUCGGUCUGGAGUUGGAAGCAAUAUCCAAGUGAGAGAAGGCAAGUUUGACCAUAACACAAUCCACAAGAUGACGUACAAGGAUAUGGGCCCCGGUCACACAGCAAAGAACGCUCGUCCUAGCAACCAGUACCCCUCGGCGGCACGGAGAGCAAAGUUCGACGGAGUGACACAGUCUAGGAAAGAUUUUCCCGGCUAUCAGAGCCAACCGUUACCGCAGAAGCCUUGCACACCGCCUCCAGUGACAAUCAGGCUCAGCAUGGACUCGAAAAUUGAUUUCGUGACGGAGAAUACGCAUGAGUUCCAAGGUCACGACGUCCUUUCGAACCCUAAACGUGCCACAAUGAAGAAAGACUCGGACACUUACAAUCCACCAACCAUCAAGUUUGCGACAGACUCCAGUAAUAAGGUGGAUUAUCGUCCGAUCGAAGACAAGUCCGCGUAUCUCCAACCCAACCGUCGACCGCACACCCAAGGCGGCGCCCGCUCAGCCAAGUUCUACGACCAGACAACGAACAAUCGCUUCUUCCGCAACUGGGGCGCCAAGCCUCGCAUUCGCUACGGCGACUUCCACGAAGCGAAGAUCUACAUCAAACCCCGCGGAAAGAUGGAAGUGGAAAGUUGGAACAGUUCAACCUACAAGUCCCUCCCACUUGAUGAACCCACGCCGAACUACAAACCUCAUGACGAGCCGGUUGAGCGAUCAGGAGAGCAGGACUUUACCACAAUACACAAAUCAACGUACAAAGGACAGCGUCCGAAGAUGUGUAAGUCACAACUGUAUCUGCUUCAGCAAGAGAUGAGGAGACGGAAGGCUUUGAGGGACAGGCAGAUGAAGGAAGGAGCGGCAGGAAACAUUGGCUUACAAGCUGUUGGAAGGACUGCUCUAUCUGGUACUGUCUGAAAACCACAUUGCAGUAAAUGAUAUUCUCUGACGGUCAAGCUAGGACUCAUCCCGUCGGAUUGCUCGACCGUUUUGGCAAGAACACUAUACACACAUCGGACGUCGAGUAGGAUAAUGAUGAUAACGAGCCAAGUGAAAGACACACCAACACUGAAAUGAACAUUGAAGACGCCACAUGGACAACCAUUACAGUGAUGACGUUCGAUUCGGCCAGACAAUUCACAGGCAUACAAAAGGUGUAGUGUCUCCCCUGUUUGAAUAUCCGAUGAACGAAGGAUUCUCGCCAUUGUACCUUGAUAGUUCCUAGGUUCAUGGAAUGAGUGUGAACGCUGCUUCUGUUCAGUUGAAACAAAAAGAAUUCGUAUAUUAUGCGUCGGUCGAUCUUUGAUAAGUACUUGACUAGACGAGAAAAUGAUUUAAUAAAUAUGAUUAUUAAAACCAUACAAUGCAUGCUUCCCAGCAGCAAUAUAAUUUUACAACAAUGUUUUGUAAGAAAAAUAUAAACCGUCCAACUUGAGGUUGGUUUCUAGAAACACUCUUAGUUGUUGUGGAUUAAAAUAGUUUUUUUUUUCACACAACAAUGAGGUUCGAUUUUAUAUCAUUCGUGCAUUCUCCAAACUUAAAGUUCGCUGCUGCAGUUGAAGACCUUACUGACCCUGUGGAAGUGUUUGACAUGAUCGGAACACAUUAUUUUUGUAUUCAUGCAUGACAUUUUUUUAUCAAGUAAGGAACAUAAGACGAUAAGCCAAAGGGUCGCGUUUGUAAGUUGUUCGAUGCACUCUUCAACCAAAUCCGUCCAGCACCCGAGCUAUUAUACACAUCAUCUGUUUUCCAAUUAAAAAACGAAAUCUGUCCAUUAUACUCGUGUUUUUACAAAAUAUGCUUUCACAUUUUAUUUUUCUGUUGUAAAAUUGGUGUUGAUGGCGAUUCUAAUGGUAGCAUUUUAGCACAAAGAAAUAUAUAUAUCUCCUUACUGUUUGAAGGGCUCAGUAUUUUCCCAUACGCUAUGACCAUAAGUAUUACUUUAGUCACCGGUUUAAGGCUUGUACAGAUACGGCGCGGGAAUACUGCGGCUCUUUUUGCGGCGGUGUACCGCUGCAUAACAGGGAUUUUUAGAUUCUGUUUAACGUCGACUACCCUUUUAAGGCAAUGUGACGUCCUUUUAAGGCACUGGCAGUGACGUCAGAUUGCCUUUAAAAGGGCAGUCCACCUCCUCGUCGUGCAAAAUCUAAAAGUCCUUAAUAUCUGAACAAGCCUCUAUGUUCUCAUUUCUUAGAUACGCAAACUUGUAGAUAGUUAAGGAUGACAGGGUAUGAUCGCACGUGGUUUAUUCUUAACGAAGUUUCUUUGUUAAAAUGAAGAAGAGUCUUUUCGCAUUUUAUUUUCUAGGUUUCUCUGUUUUCAACUUUUUGAUUUCUAUGCAGUUGAAUCUCCCGCGUAAUUUAUUGCACCGAUUUUCAUACGGUAUAUUCCAUUUCCAUGCAUCUGUUUAAAGGAUUUCGAUAAAUUUAUCAAAUUUUCUAUUUGAUGAACUUGACAAAUACCUGAAUCUCUUUUGAUCAGGUAGAAAAAUAUUUACACGUCUUUGCUAUUGAUUCAUUUUCUCUCUUUCGGCGAGACAAUUCUAUUGCUAAAGUCUUGAAAGCUUGUGUGGGUUUAUGAAUUUGAUUUUCUUAAUUGCAAAAGAUUGUGUUGACAUAGGUGUAUGAGCUAUGCUGAUCCAGUAUUUUUUCGGCACAAUUUUGACCUUUUUCCACCUUCUUUCUUUCUGCUUUUUUGAUGGCUUAUAUCUAUUUUUAGAUUGAAAUAUAUGUAAAUACUUGAUCUUGUAUCAUCUCAAUAUUGUAAUUUCAUCUCAUUGAAUUAUUAUUUUGAAAAAUAUUAUAUCUUAUCUGUUCUCUUUGUUGUUGAGUGUGCGAAAAAAGAAGAGCCAAUAAACUUGAUUGCACUUAAUUAUUACAUA
Messenger RNA from Strongylocentrotus purpuratus (purple sea urchin), 4054 nucleotides. RefSeq names its product stabilizer of axonemal microtubules 1-like. Gene Ontology annotation, cellular component: cytoskeleton. The coding region runs from base 526 to 2091 and encodes 521 amino acids. NCBI's taxonomy places the organism in Eukaryota, Metazoa, Echinodermata, Echinoidea, Camarodonta, Strongylocentrotidae. The transcript has 7 exons. The record is from RefSeq and is a predicted model, not a curated record. Gene Ontology annotation, biological process: microtubule anchoring. Gene Ontology annotation, molecular function: microtubule binding.